Molecule: messenger RNA, 389 nt
Organism: Oncorhynchus keta (chum salmon)
Lineage: Eukaryota; Metazoa; Chordata; Actinopteri; Salmoniformes; Salmonidae
Product: ephrin type-A receptor 6-like
Exons: 4
Coding region: 12-389 (125 amino acids)
Biological process (GO): axon guidance
Cellular component (GO): neuron projection
Molecular function (GO): protein binding; transmembrane-ephrin receptor activity
Source: RefSeq, a predicted model, not a curated record
CGAUAACAGAGAUGGAUGAACAGAACCGACCAAUCCAUACCUUCCAGGUGUGUCAUGUGAUGGAGCCCAACCAGAACAACUGGCUACGGUCCAAUUGGAUCCAGCGCCAGGAAGCACAGAAGGUGUACGUGGAGCUGCGCUUCACCCUGAGAGACUGUAACUCCAUCCCUUGGGUGUCUGGUACCUGUAAGGAGACCUUUAACCUCUUCUACCUCCAGACAGAGGAGCCGCACGCCGCCGCCACCCGCUUCAGACCCGCCGACUACGCCAAGGUGGACACCAUUGCUGCCGAUGAGAGCUUCACACAGACGGACCUGGGCGACCGCGUUCUGCGCCUCAACACGGAGGGCUCUUUUGUCUCUUUGUUUUCUCUCGCGAUAUUUAUUUAA